Messenger RNA from Rubroshorea leprosula, 1968 nucleotides. Lineage: Eukaryota; Viridiplantae; Streptophyta; Magnoliopsida; Malvales; Dipterocarpaceae. The record is from the annotation of a GenBank genome assembly.
ACCCAACUUGCUGUUAGCUUCUGGAAAAGUCACCGGUGUACCUGCACUCAACGUUGUUCGUCCGUUUUCGCAGAGACCAGGAAAUUUGCGAGCAUCCAAGUGUCUUUUUGUACCUUUCUUUGUCGUGAGAAUGUUUUCUGAAGAGACGCUUACUGACGGCCGAGUGAGGGGGAGGGUUGAGGAAGUAGAGAAUAGGGAUUUGAGGGUGCCGUCGAACAUUUUGGAGAGAGAGGAUGGAAGAGAGCCGUGUUUCAACCCUGAGGAAGAAGUUGUUAGUGAGGUGGCAGGGUAUGAAACAACUUUGGAAAAUAGGGGUAGUUUGGCCCACUUGGUUGAGAACUAUGGGGUGCCUGGGCGUGUGUUGGUGAGGCCAGCGAGGAGUAGAGAGAGGGCGUGCUUGGCCCCGGGGGACCACUGGAUGCCUCUCUACUCCCAUUACCUGGCGGCUGGGUUGCGGUUCCCUCUCCCAGACCUGUUGGUGUGGUUGUUGUUAGAGUAUGGUCUGGCGUUAACGCAACUCACCCCCAAUGCCGUGAGGUUAGUGGUGGCGUUUGCAGUGUAUAGCCGAAGUCGGGGGGUAAGUUUUCCCACUGCUAACAUAUUCAAGUACUUUUACGUCUUGAAUGCUGGGCGUGGUAGGGAGAAGGGAUGGUACUAUUUUACGGGCCGGUGGGAUAAGACUGAUGCUGAGGUGGAGCACUUGAGUCAUUGGAAGGCAAAAGGGUUAAACCUCAACGAGUAUAGUCUGACCCCAGGGGAGUUAGAGGAUGUGGGGGAGUUGGAAAGAGGGGGUGUGGGUUUGCUAGACGUCAUGGAGUAUACGAGCCAGAGGAUGUUGGACGCGACUGAGAUAUAUGGGCCGAGUUCUCAAAGAGGAGAGAUGAACAAGUUUUUGGACGCAGUUGGUGGAGCUGGAAUUCCAAAGAAGGGGAGAGGGAAGAGAGGCGAGGUAAGGAGUCGGGUGGAGGAGGUUUCAUUGCCUCAAGCCGAAGUGGAAAACUUGGCCAUCACUCAGCCUGGCCACGUUGGAGGGGAAGUGACGACGACUAGCUUUUAUGACUCCGAGAUGAGCAGUACAGCAAAGAGGUUCAUCAACACUUAUUUCCCGGAGGUGGACCGUCAGCGUGCGAAGGACGAGGUUGCUGCCAGGGGUUCAGUUGGCGUUGUCCGUCAAACUCUGGAGACUGUUAAUCUCGUGAAUGCUUUGGCCAAUGAGCAUCACGAGAGUCUGAAGGAGAGGAACCAGAUGAGGAAGGAUAACGCCGAGCUCAUUAAGAAGAACGAGGCGGCCGAGGCCGAGGUGGCGAGGCUGAAAGCUGAGAUGGAGGAACUCCGCAAAGAAAACGCCACUUUGAAAAAGGACUCGGAGAUCUCGUACCAGAAAAAGAAGAUAUGCGAGGCUGAGCUCGAGAAGAGGGAGAAGGAGUUGGAGGACGCGGGGAGGAGAGUGGCUGAGUUGGAGCUUAAGGUUCACAACUCAGUCGAAGAACAUGUGGAGGGGUUCCUGAGGUCCAACACCUUUGAUGACAUCGUCAACCUCUACCGUCUCCCUACUGCAAUUGUGGCCUUCUCGGACUGCCGGAAGAAGGUGAAGUUGCAGUAUCCUGAUGUGGAUGUGACGAAGGUCACUUUCGGGGAUCAGGAGGGGGAGGUAGAGGAGGAUGGAGAGAGCAGUACUGCUGACUUCCGCCCGGAGAUAACACUGAAGUGGGAGAAGGACAGCAGGGGUCAAACCAUUUUGCCUCCCAAGUUCAGCUUUGAGUUCGUGGCAGUGGAGGAAGAGGGGACCGAAGGUGGCGAGGUUACCGAAGGUGCUGACCAGCCAAGUCAGCUUGCCGAUAACCCUGAGCAGCUUGCGGCCAGCCCGAGCUAAACCGUUGACUAGAUUUGGCCUCGGUUUUUUUUUUUUUUUUUUAGAUAUUCUUUGUAAUCGAUUGGAAAUUAAUGGAAUGAAUUUUAUUUUUUUUU